CAAGCAAACAGUAGCAGCGUGUGUGGGUGUGUGUGUGUGUGUGUGCGUGUGUGCGUUUGUGAGGGGAAACGAUUCUGUUUGGGGAAAUCUUCAUUAUUUUGGUGGUUGGUCUCAGACUCAAACAUGGACAGUGGACUCUGACUGAGGCGCACAGAAGUUCCUCACCGAGGAUUUAAACUCACCUGGAUGAACUGAGUCGGACAAAAGAGAACCAGGACACAGAAUAAACUGCCAGGGGACACAGCAAUGGUUCGGUCUGUAAUGUUGACGGUCCUGAUGCAUAUCCUCCUGCUCUCUCAUGGUGCUCAGUGUUUGGAGCCUGAGGAGGGAGCCUCUCUCCAUCCAGGUGCCCUGGACCUCCCAUGGCAGGAUGAGCUGUGCUGUGACUCACCUUCAGCACACCUCACUGCAGAGGGAGACGCCACACACGCACUGGAGACAAACCGCUCUGAAUCAAACCUCCCACGCUAUCCCCUCUGCAGCUUCAGGGGCUCGACAAAUGAAUCACAUCCUCAUGAGUCCUCUGGCGGCACCUGUUUGGACAUACUGUGCAGAAUUGAUGAAACCUGGGAAAAUUUAACAUGUGACCUUCAGUCUCUCUUUCCACCAUCAACCAUGGUGGAUGCUGGUCCUAUGGCAGUUAGUCUACAGCGGCUGUUUUCACAGAAAGACGACACAGAGGUGAAGGAUGGGAAUACUGCACCUGAUAAUCCCGUUGUCUGUGAAGCGAAGGAUUCCUUCAUGUGUUCACUCGCUCUUGGCGCUGCGACAAACUUUGUCACUGUGGUAACCAUCAGCAUCUCCUACGCCAUCGCUCCGCCUGUUCUCCUCAGGAUUCCUGACCGGCCUGUGAAACCGAGUCCUCCAGUCAACCUGUCACAUAUUCAGACCAUUGAAGCUGAACUGAUUUUACAAUGGGACGACCUUCCAGACUCUGAUAUCGGUCCGCUGAGAUACGAAGUCCGACACUCUCCCAACACCGCUCAUCCAGCAUGGCAGGUGGUGUCUGCACCUGCAGAGCCCAGGUUGUCUCUGGAGCUGAAGCCCAAACUGAACCACACCAUCCAGGUUCGCUGCUCCGGCCUGGACCAGCCUCCAGUGUGGAGCGACUGGAGUGAACCUCACCACAUCUACCUGGACACGGUGAGCUACAUCCCUGAGAAAGUGGUGGCGCGACCAGGGGAGAACGUAACAGUGUAUUGUGUGUUCAACGACCACAGCAUCAACGCCAGCACGGCUAUGUGGAUGCUCAACUUUCAGCAGCCGCUUCAUCGCAGUCAGUACCACCCAGUCAACCAGUGGGUCAGCCAGAUCACAGUACGUCCUUCGGAGACUCGGAUGUAUGACCUGCUGCGGUGCACUCAGGAGUGGACCAUCCCAUACAGCCAGAUCUUUGCAGAAGGAGUCUCCAUCAAUAUAAACUGUGUAACCAACGGUGAUAUCGAUGCUAUGGACUGCAGCUGGAAGAACACACAGUGGACUAAACCCGAAUUCAGAUCCAGGUGGGCCGACCUGCCAUGCGAUGUGAUGGAGGAGAGGGAAAGAGCGGGGGAGAAAGUGGGGGAGAUGGGGCCCGCUUGCAUGCAGGUUCGACCCAGGCUGGAAACCUGCACCAUCCAGCCUCUGAGGAUGAACUGCUACAAGCUGUGGCUGGAGAUGCCGUCCCGGCUGGGCCCCAUCAGGUCUAAACCCAGCUACCUGUCACCCAUAGAUCAUGUAAAACCCCACACGCCCACUAAUGUGAGGGCAGUGAGCCAAAGCAGUGGGGUCCUGAUGGUCACGUGGGACCCUCCGUCUCUGCCUGUCGAGGGGCUCCAGUGUCAGAUUCGGUACCACUCGCCCUCCGCUGUAAGAGCCCAGCCGGAGUGGAAGAUCCAGAGUCCAGUGCGGGUUUCGUGGAUGCAGGUCGCAGUGUCGGACAUGUGCCGGGUGUAUAUGGUACAAGUACGCUGCAUGCACGCCAAGGGCACCGGCUAUUGGAGCGAAUGGAGCGAUUCGUUCUACUCCACACCUCAGAACAGCAGAACUCCUGACCGUGGCCCUGAUUUCUGGAGAGUCCUUCAAGAUGAUCCAUACAGAAACCAGACUAAUGUCACUCUGCUAUUUGAGCAUCUCCAAAUAUCAGGGCGCUCUUAUUGUGUAGAUGGAUUUAUAGUCCAGUACCAGGCGUCGAGUGGCUUUGUGAUCAGGGAGCAGAUCGACAUGGCGUCCUCCUACAGUUUUCAGUGGGACCAAGAGCUCCAAACUGUGACAGUGGAGGCCUACAAUAAUCUGGGGAGCUCCACUAACAACAUCAACAUGUCGCUGGAGAGACAUCCCAAACGCCGCUUUGUGCGUUCAUUCAGUGUGUUGGUUAUCAACAGCACCUGUGUGUCUCUGUCCUGGAGUCUGUUGGACAACAGCUCUCCCCCUUUGUUCAUGGUGGUCCAGUGGUCUCCACGGAGGCAACAGGACUCUGAUGAUCACAAGGGCCGGAGUGGGGAAACAUGGGCCAGACUGCCCUACACAGACUGCCCCAUCUAUCUGAGAGGUGAUUUCUUAGGCUCUGAGCAGUCAGGCUUCUACUUGUACUCAGUGUUUGCUGAUGGAGAGGGGGAGCCAAUGUACGCUAUAGCCACCAGACGAGACCCUGCAGCCUACAUGAUGCUGAUGAUCAUCUCCUUCCUCUUCAUCGUCCUGUUUGUCACCCUGAUCGUCUCCCAAAACCAGAUGAAAAAGUUUGUGUGGAAGGAUGUGCCCAACCCAAACAAAUGCUCCUGGGCCAAAGGACUAGACCUCGAAAAGACUGACACCUUUGACCACUUGUUCCGACCUCCAGAAGGCCUUUCAGCCUGGCAGCUGCUCCUGCCGUCUGACAAUAUUUCCCAAGUUGCCAUAGUUGACAAGAUCGAUCUCUCAGCUCUGACUACAGCUUUAGUCCAAGUUCCACUUGUGUCUCUAACACCCGACCCAGCCACUGUGUUAUCUCUCUCCCUUCCUCCAGAGUCUGAUUCUGAGGUCAACCAAGCCCAGGCCAUGGAUAGUGAGGGGCUCCUAGGUGGAGCUCCUUCUGUAGCUCUUAGUCUUAGUCUAAGUGCUUUAGUCAGUUCAAGCCCAAGAGUAGAUCAGUUACAGCUAGACGAUCCAGGCCUCAAUGACAGCUCUGCUCAGUCUUCAGUUAUAUAUGCCACUGUGCUGCUCCCUGAUCUGAAGCAGGAGGAUGGUAGCGGCAGCAGCUCCAGCGAUGAGGGCAAUUUCUCUGCCAACAACUCAGACAUUUCUGGAUCUUUCCCCGGCGGCCUGUGGGAGCUUGACAGCUGCCGAGCUGGAGAGAUGGACGACCCGCGGCGCUCCUGCUCCUACAACUCUGUGGAGGAGCUUUCUGAAACAUCAGAGCAUGAAGAUGAAGACGAGGAGGUGAGAGAAGAGAAAGACUUGUGCUAUCUAGGAAUGGACUAUCCAGCAGAGGAUGAGGAAAGCGAGGAAGAUGAGGGGCAGAGAGAAGAAGAGCCUAAUAUCAAGCUGCUCAAAAAUGUAGUUUUGAACAGAGAGGACUGUUCUGUGGAGUUGCACCCUUUGCUCGGCCCUGAGGACUCGAUCGAGCUGCUGUCAGCGUCAAUGCAAGACUGUCCUCCGCUUUACCUGCCUCAGUUCAGAACUGCUUCGUGUACGAGGCAACUCAAAGCUCAACCAGAAAAAGGCAAACCCCAGCUGUGACUCUCACACCGACUGCAUUUAAAUGAAACUGUGCGUCUUUAAAUCAGUCAUGAUUUGGCAUUUACCAAAGCGGGUUUGCACAUGUUCCUUCAGAGGUGUGUAGCUGAAAAAUGUAAAAAAUACCACAACCGAUGUGUGAUUGCAAAUUGAUAUUCAUCAAUGCUGCUAUUAUGUUUUGUGGGAGAAAUCGUCACAAUCUUCAUUUACAUACAUUUCUUUCUUUGAAAGACAGAUUCUACUGUGCCACACUGCUCCUUUGCACUCGGUAAGUGAUGCAGGAGCACCUGCUGAGAAAUCUGAACCCUUUCAAAGGAGGUUAGGCGAGUGGAGUAUUUGACAGUCCUGUACAAGCAGUGCAUGUGUGAGGAAGUAAGAGAGGUGGUAGCCAUCGUGUGGCUUCAAACAUAUACAUAGAAACAGCAUAUUGCAUAGGUGGUCAUACCUUUGAUGAAUUUAAAAAAAGAUGUGGAUAUGAAUGUGUGGCCACAUUCACUCCUCUGCUGCUUCAUUUCACGUGAAAGAUGAAAAAGGUCCAAAGAGAAUAAACAGACGCACAGAUAAGAGAGAAAAGGCUCAUAAUCUGCACAGUUUUGGUUCCCUCAAAGCACAUUGGACUGUGAAGAUAAGGCAAACCUUGAAUGUCACAUUAAAGCUAUCAGUGUGACUAACUAUAAUGCAGGUUAAUGAUGAAAACAGGUGCAGUAUGUGUGUAAUUGCAGGUGGUUUUUGGACACAGAAUUUACUGCAUUUGUAAUCAGCUUGCGCAACAACAUCUGCAUGCACUAACCACCCACCAACCCAAAGAAUGUCUUUUUGUACUUUGUGCAGUAAUGUAUUUGAAACUUUGUUACAGUUUGUGAGGUAUGUGAUAUACAUUUUGUUUGUGUUUAGCCAUUAAAAUACACACCCGCUGUCUGGUGUUAAAAAAAAAGACAAAAGAAUGUAUCUUUGAAACAAGAGGAAGACAGGAAUUAAAAGUAAUGAAAAUAUUGCUUGACAGAAAUUGUUAUUGUAUAUCGAGAUAUUCAGUCUAUUUUUCAUGGUUAAAAUAAAGUGUUUAUUGUGAAGUUUGUCUGGUUUGUGUAACAGG
Molecule: messenger RNA, 4786 nt
Organism: Anarrhichthys ocellatus (wolf-eel)
Lineage: Eukaryota; Metazoa; Chordata; Actinopteri; Perciformes; Anarhichadidae
Gene: lepr
Product: leptin receptor
Exons: 20
Coding region: 247-3696 (1149 amino acids)
Biological process (GO): cytokine-mediated signaling pathway; positive regulation of receptor signaling pathway via JAK-STAT; hemopoiesis
Cellular component (GO): external side of plasma membrane
Molecular function (GO): protein binding; cytokine receptor activity
Source: RefSeq, a predicted model, not a curated record